CCCCACACUGGUGAUUAAUUACAGCCAGGCCGCGUGACAGAGGUGGGAGCUCUCCCGGUGCUUUCUGCAGCCGACGUGGAGGGAAACCCAGUCUGGCUAAUUGACCCGGCUUCUGUAAGGCCAUCCAUCAACCGUGGCCCGAGUGGCCCCCUAAGAAACACAUUAUUCAGAGAGAGAGGGGGAGACCAGAGAGGAAGGCAGCAGAAAAAUUGGAGGGAAGUGUAUGUGAGCGAUUGAGAGAGGGAGAGUGUGCAAGCAUUGGAGAGAGAGAGAGAGAGGGAGAGGGAGAGAGAGCAGCGCUGCAGUAGCAUCCCACAGCAGACGGCUGAGGACUGCCGAUGUGUGUGUGACUGCACUGCUGAAGAGGAGGAGGAGGAGGAGGCAGAGGGUGAGCACGCUCGCAGACUCCGCAGGGCCAUUGAGGAACACAGAACAGCAGCGGCAGCGCUAGUGUUGGCCGGCACCAGGUAAAAGUCCCAGCGCUGUUGCCCCGCAGACCACCGCCGUAGGAUCUGGACACGCCAACGCCGCCCACACCCCCACUACCAACGCCAUGGCACAAGCCGCCAAACAUCUCCGCAAGAACAAGGAUUUAGAAGCCCAGCUAGAACAAGAGCGCAAAGAGAAGGAGGAGGAGAGGAACAAAAAAAGGAGUCGCUCACGGGAUAAAAAACGCAAGGCAGAUGCUGGCAACAGUUUUCUCCGAGCGGCCCGGUCUGGCAACCUGGACAAGGCCCUGGACCAUAUCAAAAAUGGCAUCAAUAUAAACACAGCCAAUCAGAAUGGGCUCAACGGGCUUCAUCUGGCCUCCAAAGAAGGCCACGUUAAAAUGGUGCUGGAGCUACUCCACAAUGGAAUCGUACUGGAGACCACCACAAAGAAAGGGAACACAGCCCUGCACAUUGCAGCCUUGGCAGGGCAGGAGCAGGUGGUCACGGAGCUGGUUAACUACGGGGCCAAUGUCAACGCUCAGUCCCAGAAGGGUUUCACUCCACUCUACAUGGCUGCACAAGAAAACCAUCUAGAGGUUGUGAAGUUUCUUCUGGAGAACGGAGCCAAUCAGAGCAUUCCAACUGAGGAUGGAUUCACUCCUCUCGCCGUGGCUCUUCAGCAGGGACAUGAGAAUGUCGUAGCUCUGCUCAUCAACUAUGGCACCAAGGGAAAGGUCCGCCUCCCUGCACUGCACAUUGCAGCACGCAACGACGAUACUCGAACAGCCGCAGUGCUUCUGCAGAAUGACCCCAAUCCUGAUGUACUGAGCAAGACUGGAUUCACACCCCUCCACAUUGCUGCACACUAUGAAAAUUUGAACGUAGCUCAACUGCUGCUCAAUAGAGGAGCCAAUGUCAACUUCACCCCAAAGAACGGCAUCACUCCUCUGCACAUUGCAGCCAGACGGGGGAAUGUGAUCAUGGUCCGACUCCUGCUGGACAGAGGGGCUCAGAUUGACGCCAAGACCAAGGAUGAACUGACUCCUCUGCACUGUGCAGCUAGAAAUGGUCAUGUCAGGAUUAUAGAGAUCCUGCUGGACCACGGAGCCCCUAUCCAGGCAAAGACUAAGAAUGGCCUGUCUCCAAUCCACAUGGCAGCACAGGGGGACCACAUGGACUGUGUCAAGCAGCUUCUACAGUACAACGCAGAGAUCGAUGAUAUCACGCUGGACCACCUUACCCCUCUGCAUGUGGCAGCGCACUGCGGCCACCACCGCAUGGCCAAAGUGCUGCUGGACAAAGCGGCAAAACCCAACUCUCGGGCAUUGAAUGGCUUUACUCCUUUGCAUAUUGCUUGUAAAAAGAACCACAUGCGUGUGAUGGAUCUCCUGCUUAAACACUCUGCAUCAAUAGAGGCUGUGACUGAGUCUGGCCUGACCCCCUUGCAUGUGGCAUCAUUUAUGGGUCAUCUCAACGUUGUGAAGGUCCUGCUGCAGAAAGGAGCUUCCCCCAGUGCCUCCAAUGUGAAAGUGGAGACUCCUCUUCAUAUGGCAUCUCGGGCAGGACACUAUGAGGUGGCAGAGUUUUUAUUAGAGAACGCAUCACCGGUGGACUCCAAGGCCAAGGAUGACCAAACACCUCUGCAUUGUGCCGCUCGGAUGGGGCACAAGGAGCUAGUGAAGCUGCUGCUGGAGCACAAAGCCAACCCCAACUCCACCACCACAGCAGGCCACACACCCCUACACAUAGCUUCCAGGGAAGGUCACGUACAAACUGUACGCAUCCUGCUGGACAUGGAGGCUCAACAGACCAAGAUGACCAAGAAAGGCUUCACUCCGCUUCAUGUGGCCUCCAAGUACGGCAAGGUGGAUGUAGCAGAGCUGUUAUUGGAGAAAGGAGCCAACCCUAAUGCUGCUGGGAAGAAUGGUCUGACUCCGCUGCAUGUUGCUGUACAUCACAACAACCUGGAUGUUGUUAACUUGCUUGUCAGCAAGGGAGGGUCGCCGCAUAGUGCAGCCAGGAAUGGCUACACCGCCCUCCACAUAGCAUCCAAGCAGAACCAGGUGGAGGUGGCUAACAGCCUGCUGCAGUACGGCGCUUCAGCCAAUGCUGAGUCACUGCAGGGAGUCACACCUCUCCACCUGGCCUCACAGGAAGGAAGGCCUGACAUGGUCUCCCUUCUCAUCUCCAAACAGGCCAACGUCAACCUCGGAAACAAGAGUGGAUUAACACCCCUCCAUCUGGUGGCACAGGAAGGACAUGUUGGCAUCGCAGAUAUCUUGGUGAAGCAAGGGGCUUCAGUCUACGCUGCCACGCGGAUGGGUUACACCCCUCUCCAUGUAGCGUGUCACUAUGGCAACAUCAAGAUGGUGAAAUUCCUCCUGCAGCAACAGGCCAAUGUCAACAGCAAAACAAGGGUUGGUUAUACUCCUCUGCACCAGGCGGCCCAGCAGGGACACACAGACAUUGUGACACUGUUGCUGAAACAUGGAGCUCAGCCCAACGAGAUAACAACAAAUGGUACUUCAGCCCUGGCCAUUGCUAAGAGAUUGGGCUACAUCUCUGUGAUUGACGUCCUAAAGCUCGUCACUGAGGAGACGGUUUCCAUGACGACCACAGAGAAACAUCGCAUGAGUUUCCCAGAAACAGUGGAUGAGAUACUGGACGUGUCUGAAGAUGAAGGAAUUGCACAGCUAACAUUAGGAGAGGAGCUCUUGGGGACAGAAGGGGCCAGGUACAUGAAGAUGGAUGACAUGAAAGACCAUGAUGACGAUUUCCUCUCUCCCAAGAAAUCACUGGAGUACGAGAGAGGGCUGGGCACAGCAGAUUACUCGCCAGCCAUUCCCAGGAUUCCCAGAGUCUCUCCGGAAACCGUUAUCCUGAAAGAACACGAGCUAGAUCAGCAACACACUCCACUUCCACUGCCCAAAGAAUAUGAUGAUGACUCACUGAUUCCCAGCAGCCCAGCGACGGAGACGUCAGACAAUGUCAGCCCGGUCGCCAGUCCCAUACACACAGGGUUCCUGGUCAGUUUUAUGGUAGAUGCUCGGGGCGGCUCAAUGCGAGGCAGCAGGCAUAACGGUCUGCGUGUCAUCAUACCUCCGCGAACCUGUGCGGCACCCACCCGCAUCACCUGUCGCCUGGUGAAGCCACAGAAGCUGACCAGCCCUCCUCCGUUGGUGGAGGGAGAGGGCCUGGCCAGCAGGAUCAUCUCCCUGGGGCCAGCCGGGAUGCAGUUCCUGGGACCAGUGAUAGUGGAGAUCCCCCACUUUGCUGCUCUGGGUCGUGGUGACAGGGAGCUCGUGGUGCUGAGGAGCGAGAAUGGCUCAGUCUGGAAAGAACAUCGCAAUCGCUACGGCGACGAGGUGCUAGAAACAAUCCUCAAUGGGAUGGAUGAGGAAUUAGAAAGUCAAGAAGAGCUCGGCAAGAAGCGAAUCCGUCGCAUCAUCUCCACCGACUUCCCCCUUUACUUUGCUGUUGUGUCACGAGUCCAGCAAGAGAGCGACCUGAUUGGACCAGAAGGAGGUUCGCUGACAAGUAAUCUGGUGCCAUUAGUCCAGGCCACAUUUCCUGAGACGGCAGUCACCAAACGAGUCCGCCUGGGGCUGCAGGCUCAGCCAGUUCCAGAUGAGCUGGUUGCAAAGCUGCUGGGUAACCAGGCAAACUUUAGCCCUGUGGUCACUGUGGAGCCUCGGCGGCGCAAGUUUCACCGACCCAUCGGACUGCGUAUACCCCUGCCCCCGUCCUGGAGGGACAGCCCCCGAGACUCUGGGGAGGGCGACACCACCAGUCUGCGUCUGCUUUGCUCUGUCAUAGGUGGCACAGCCCCAGCCCAAUGGGAAGACAUUACUGGCACCACCAAGCUUAUGUAUGCUAAAGACUGUGCCAGUUUUACAACCAAUGUUUCAGCACGAUUCUGGCUCGCAGACUGUCCUCGGACAGCUGAGGCCGUCUCCUUUGCCAACCUGCUCUACAGAGAGCUGUCAGCUGUACCAUACAUGGCCAAGUUUGUGGUGUUUGCAAAGAUGAAUGAGCUGCGGGAGGGCCGCCUGCGCUGCUACUGCAUGACCGACGAUAAGAUGGAUAAAACCCUGGAACAACAUGAGAACUUCACAGAGGUGGCUCGCAGCAGAGACAUAGAGGUGAUGGAGGGAAUGCCGCUUCACCUGGAGUGUUCAGGGAAUCUGGUGCCUGUGAGGAAGGCCACCCAGCAGCCUCGCUGCUUCAGCUUCCAGGCGUUCAGAGAUAACCGGCUUCCUGUCUCUGUUAAGGUGAGAGACAGCAGUAAAGAGCACACUGGAUUUCUGUCUUUCCUGCGCAAGUCCACAAAAUAUGAGGACAGCCAACAUGUGCUCUGUAACCUCAACAUUACCAUGCCUCCUUGUAUCAAGAUUGUUGGGAGUGAAGACCGGAGGCGAACUCUGACCCCGCUGGCUUUAAGAGAAAGAUACAGCGCCCUAAAUGAACCCGCUAUGGCAUCAAUGAGCGCCAUGGAGAGGACAGAGCUGAAGAUGGCUGUGAUUGCAGAACAGUUGGGACUGAGCUGGGCUGAGUUGGCACGCGAGCUUCAGCUCAGCGUGGAUGACAUCAAUAAGAUCCGUGUGGAGAAUCCUAACUCGCUGCUGGAGCAGAGCUCUGCACUGCUCAACCUGUGGGCCACCCGCGAGGGCAAGAGGGCCAAGAUGGAGAGCUUGUACGCAGCUCUGAAGAGUAUUGACCGUAUGGACAUAGUCAACAUGUUGGAGGGCCAGCCGCCUCAGCCUGCGAGACAAGGCUCCCGCGAUUUCAGCAGACGUCGAAACAAUGAGAGAGACAACCUCUCCCCUGGUAUGACCAAUGGUUAUGGGCUCGCGCAGGACGAGCUUCUCUCACCGGCCUCCAUGCAGUACAGCCUGCCCUCCCCGCUGGGCGCUGAGCCUUACUGGCAAGAAGUCUCCAGUCUGGACUGUGCUCCCAUUGCCACCACAGAAGAAGACACCCUCAUGGAGAUGUCUGAUGUGCAGGUGUGGCCCUCAGGCAACAGCCCAUCCCUGGUGCCUGUGGAGGACUCUUCGCUGGAGUGCAGCAAUGCUGACGAUUCAGAAGGUCUGCUGGGGCUGCCGUAUGGAAGCCUGGGUCGGCCAGCUAGUCAGGCCAGCGUACCCAGCGGAAGGGGUGGGGUACUGAGUGGCUCCAUUGAGCUGCCCGAAGACGAUUCAGAGAUGGGCGUUGACUCACUCAGCACAGCCACGCCAGCCUCGCUUGGGGGCACCAUCGCUGGGAUCAAUCUUAACCGGCUGAACAAUGGUCAGGGGUCAGAGGCAAGUUCGGAGGUAUCAGCAGUUACCAGUACAACUGGUGGAGGUGGAGCUGGAGGAGGAGGAGGAGGAGGAGAAGGAGGGACGGGCUCAGAGGAAGGGCUUUCUCUUGUUGCAGGACAGCAAAGGGUGUAUGCUCGGCUGAGUGAGUCACCUGGUCUGAGCUGUGUUGCAGACCGAAAUGGAGACAGGUCAGGUAAUGGUGGAAACGGAGGCGGUGGAGGCUCUUUCCUUUCCUACCUGCAGGAACAGUCAGGCCCGGGGUGGAUCCCUGUCACGGACCCUACACAGGCCUGGGUGGGCAGUCAGCCUAAGCCCAGGCAGGCCAUGGACACCAUGAUAUCAUCAGUAUGUAACGCCGUAGAUGGCGACCAGUCCCACAUAUCCCAGGAGGCCUUGCUUCAGCCUGUGAGGGACAUGGGGCACUCAGAGAUCUUACGGGGGCACUUCAGGGGUACCCAGCCAUUUGAGAAGGGUUUGGGCUUCCCACACAGAGUACCAGAGCUGAGGGCCUGGGACGAUGUGCGCCUGAAGGGCCAGUUUGCUGGGGAUCAAAGCGGGGUGAUGUGGGCCCUAGUGACAGAGCUCCUCUUCAGCUUCGUGCUGCUGGCUUUCCUGGUCAUCAGCUGUCAGAAUGUCCUCCACAUUGCCAGCGGCUCUGUGCGGUCCGUGCUCACUUACAUACACGCUCAGCUGGACCGUGAGCUCGGCGAGGUCGAUGGAGUGGCCGAUGAAGAGGAAAACAUCACCACCAGAGUGGUCCGCCGCAGAGUCAUCUUUAAGGGCGAUGAGGUUGAAGAUCUUCCUGGGGAUCAUGUAAGCGAGGAACAGUUCACGGACGAACAUGGAAACAUUGUUACAAAAAAGAUUGUGCGUAAGGUUGUGCGCAGAGGGAAGGGUUCAGGUGAGGAGGGAGUUCAGGAGUUGAGCCUGGAGGGUUCUCUGCAGGACGCCAACGAGCUGGAGGUUGAUGCUGAGCAGUUCAUGAGCUACGCCAUCCUGGGCCGGGACAGCAGCAAGCCCGAUACUGUGGAUGUGAAGAAAGGUGCUCAGAUAGUGAAAUGUGCCAGUCUGCGGAGAGUUAAGCAGUGAGGCAGAGUGAGUGCUGCGUCCCCGCAGAGCUCUCCACAGGAUUCAACCCCUUCACCAAAACCAUCCUACAUGGACACAUGACCAGCAGCAGCUGACAGGAGGAAGAACACAUACAAAGGCAAACAGACCAUGACAACCAUAAAUGGUUGCCGACUAUCAGCACGCACCGGAAAGAAGGAUACGGAUUUACUUGUAGUUUUUAUUACCUUCUUUUUUUCUUUUCUUUUUUAAAGAAACCGUGGAAAAAAAACAUGUACUAUUAGGCUAGAAGCAUGAUUUCGUAUAAAACAUAAAAACCCAAAAGAAACAAAAAAAACUAGCAACCAAAACGUGCUUCCUGUAAUCUGUAUCAGCAUGAGUGACUGCUGCCGCAUGGCCUGUCUUUAACUACAAAUACUGAGGGAAUAUAAAGGGUGGGUAAAAGGGUGGGAGGGAUGGGGAGGACACACUGCUGUAUGGGACAGUGAUGCAAAGUAGGGUAUGGUCAUUACUGGCCCGUUUUCUAAACCAACGGGGAAAAGUCUAUGAGUCAAACUUAAGAAAGGGGGAGACUAAAAUACUGAGAAUUACAUAAUCUCUAGGCAACAGGUUACUCCUCCCUGCCACUCUCUUCCAGCUAGGAGCAUCACAAACUAGUUUAAACCUGUCCCAGUGCUCUCAAAGUCCAAUAAAGCUACAAUUAUCACCCAAGGAUAUCAGUGUUGUACAUAAUAUCGUAUGCACUAAAAUGCUCUACGUGACUGUGUGUUACAUGUGUUAUUUAUGUUAUAAGAUCCCUAUGCGAUGUCACUAUUGCUGCUGUUUCAGGUACAUAAGAAAUUUCUCCCUGUUUUUCUCGUUUGGUUCGUUCGGUCUGAACCUAUAUAUUAUUCUAUAUAUCUUGAGAUCUUUGUGUGUACAAGAACAUGCAAAUGUGUCGCUCUGCUUGUUUUUAAAUGUCGGAUUUUUGUGCGUCAGGUUGUUUGUUUCUUUGUGCUUUUCAUGUGCUUUCACCCCUUGCUUUUGACAUGUCAAACUGUAGAGGGCAGACAUACUGUAAGUCGUUUACUGUACUGUGGGUUUUUGAGCUUUGGGAGGCUGGUUUCUGCAGUGAACAUGCCUCCCUGCCUUUCCCUCAGAGUGGUUUGUCUUGUGGAGAGGGUGACAAAGAGAUAUAUGAUGAGUGAUAGAUUAACCUACUCUACCAUCCCAAUCCUCUGCCUUUUCUUGUACCCUGUGUGCUGUAUAUCCUCGUGAGGUUUCUGUUAAUCAGAUGUCUGUCUGAGCCAAAAUCCCAAUACCCUCAAUCUUCCCUUAUUACCCUACCUCUUACCUCUCACCCCUGCAGUCAGCCUCUCAGAGUAGAUGUAGCAGUCCUGUUCACCUCCAGCAGGGGGCAGGAUCCCACUUCAGCUCGUAGCAGUAUCUGUUUGACCUCAUUGUGCAGUAUAUGACACUACCACACAGAAGGUGCACUUAUAGACCAUCUCACCACCACCAUCCCCAGAAGAUGUCACAUGAUGAGAGUAAAGUAGCUGAAAUACUGGUAAUAAUGUAGCACUGGUUUGACUGGGUAAAAGAUGAAGAGUAAGCUGGAGAAAGGAAAGUGUUGCGUCGAGGGCCGAGGACGUGUUGAGCUUUGAUGUUUGUCGCCUUGGCAAUUGUUUGGAGUGUAGCAAAGACAGUCAGUCACCAAUCACUGUGAUGAGAAACUGUAAUACUGACCCGCAACUGUGAGCCUGACCCUUCCCGAAGAGUGUCUCUCGUUUCACUCCUUUCUUUAGUGUUCUGUCUUUUUUUGUCAUGAUUUACUGUCUUAACUGUACUGCAGAAUAAGCAAUAACUGCUUACAAAAGGAAAGGAUUGUUUGUGUGAGUGUGUUUGAGUGUAUUUUUGUGAUAGAGAGGAUUUUAGGGUCAUAGUUUGUGUUCUUCCUAAACUCUGGCUUUCAAUCCGUUAAUCACAGCUUUAGGCUACUCCUCACUCCACUCAGAAAUGAUGUCAGUACAUUAGUAUCCCACGUUUCAUCACUUUGCCUCUCUAGAAGAAAAACUAUUAAGUUUUACACAAAGAUUGGGCAAAUAUUGGUAUGACCAGCCAUCCCAUCUGCAAAGUGCCCAGUGUUUUUUUUUUUGUUACUCAUCAGGGAAUGUAGGUUGUUUAUUCAUAGCUUUUAAACCUUCAUUCAUAUGCACCUUGAAAGAAAUCCUAUCGUGUGUGUGUGUGUGUGUGUGGGUGUGGGUGUGGGUGUGUGUGUGUGUGUGUGUGAUUUUAAUAUCACAUAUUCAGUCCUGGAUAUUGGAACAUGUCAAAGUUGUGAUAAUAUUGCAAAUGGACAAAGACCAGAGGCUCUCAGAUUAAAACUAAUUCACAUAUUUUUUUAAAAGUUGAUUUACCUCAAUAAGCGUGCCAUCUUACAUUAUAUCAAUUACAUACAUGCAUUUAUUUCAAACAUUACAUUAGACAUAGAAUGCUUUAUUAUGUCGCAAAAACGUUGCAAUAAUCACCAAUCAAAAUGUGUUAGUUUUAGUAAGGCUUCACAGCCAGAGAUGAUGAAUGUAAAGUCUUGUUAUGAAGUAGUCCCCUGUAUGGGCUCUGUACUUUAAUAGAUGAUAGGGUAUUCACUCUGUUGUUUCAACUCAGUAUCUGCUGUUGAUCAUCAACAUUCAUUACAAACAUACAUAUAAUUCAUUGAAGAGGAGAGAUUUAAAGAGAAGCCUCAAAUAGGUUGUGGACGUUUUAACAACUCUUUAUCAGAUAUUAUUUCUAUUUUAUUAUCUUUUCUAAUAACUUCAAAAAAUUAGAUGUCAAUAAAGAUUACACAGCAGUGUAAUAAUGUAUGACCCCUUAUGUCAUAGCAUACGAUUUGCUCUAUAAGGGCUCAUUAUUAUGGUAUGCUUGGCUUGGUUUCUGAAGCAGGGUCUGUUUAUAAAUUCACUGCUGAUGUCAGGGUUGGAGUGAGGGGAGGGGGUCUGAUGAAAAGACAAUAAGAAGAAGAUUUUGAAGUUAGAUGGCUUAGUAAUUCCGAAGGCUAGUCAAGAUGACAAGCAUUUUUCCUCAACACAACCCACCCCUAAUCUAUUUCUGCCCUCUUAACCAAAUAUAAGACUAAGCCGAUUCUAUAAGGCUUCCACAUGGUCACAGUUUGAACGCAGUUUGAAAGGAGUCCACCUAAGUGCAAGCAGAGGGAGGAGUAGGAACAUCACAGAAAUUAACAAUAGAAAGCCCUGCACUGAGGGACCACUGAGAUGAUGCCAUGCACAAAGUUCAUGCAAAAAUAUUAACUGUUGCAAAAACUAGAGAACACAUGUAUAUUCCUUUAGAAUGGAUUGAAGACAUUAACGCAAUAGCAUAUUACUCAAUACUAAGGAAUGCAACUGCGCACAUGCACAGAAAAUGUUUUUAACAUAAAAGGCUAUAUAUAUGAAAUAUAUGAAAAUAUAUAUAUAUUUACUUAGAAUGCUAUGCACCCUUACUUGUCAACUGGGAUUCUAGUUAUGUUAUGGAUGUACUUUUAGCAUCAUACAGCUGUAGCUACCAAGAGACUGUUGAGUUCUGGGUAAUGCCUGCAACCUGGGGAUAAAAUAGGGUUCUUGUGGGUAUUUUAACCUGUUUUGUUUGCUUUUUUUUAUUGUUAUGGAGAGUAAAACAUGAAUUUAAAAUAUACAUGUAAAAGCCUUUUAAUCCAAUCAAAUCCGAGGACAUCUAAUGACAAAUUACUCUGUACACCAGCUCAACAUUUACAAAAUUAAUAAAGAAAUGAAAUGUC
Perca flavescens (yellow perch) is the source of this 10568-nucleotide messenger RNA. RefSeq names its product ankyrin 1, erythrocytic a (gene ank1a). Gene Ontology annotation, biological process: signal transduction. The record is from RefSeq and is a predicted model, not a curated record. Gene Ontology annotation, molecular function: protein binding. Lineage: Eukaryota; Metazoa; Chordata; Actinopteri; Perciformes; Percidae.